GAAUGCUCCACCUUUUCUGGUCAUGUGACUACUGAACGGCGACCAAAACAACAUUGCUGAUCGAAACACAAGUCUGGAUAGAGUUGCAGUGCUAGAAAAAACUAGCAAAAUAUCGUUUUACUCUUUACAAUAAGUAUAACGGGAUCCACACCUGUCUAACAGACAGGCCGUUUCAAUGCAUUACAGGGAACUGAAAACGCUGCGGAGAUGGACGCGUACGAUUUGUUUACAAGUUGCAGAAAGGGCGACAUUUCCAGAGUUAGGUAUCUUGUUGAACAGAGAGACGUGGACCUCAAUGUAAGAGACAAAUGGGACAGCACCCCAUUGUACUAUUCUUGCCUUUGUGGCCAUGAGGAGUUGGUCCAGUACCUAUUGGCUAAUGGAGCAAAGUGUGAAGCCAACACGUUUGAUGGAGAGAGAUGCAUGUACGGUUCUCUGAGUGACUCCAUCCGACGCCUCCUCAAAGAGUACAAAUGCAUCACAGCCCGAGCUAUGCAGAGGGACUAUUAUGACCAUUUCCUGCUCAUGUUACUGGAGCAAGGUCAGUAUAGUGACGUCAAGUUCCUGGUUCACGGUGAGACAUUUCAGGCUCACCGCUGUGUGUUGAGUGCCCGCUCAGAGUACUUUACAGCCAUGUUUGAAACCAAAUGGAAGGGGAAAGACUUGAUCCCCCUCAAACACCCUUUGAUCAACCCUGCAGCCUUUGGAGCCCUCCUGCAGUAUUUUUAUACAGGUGGUAUGGAUAUUGAUGUGAGCCACGUAGAAGACUGCAAGCGGCUGGCCAAACAGUGCAAAAUGGGCGACCUCAUCGAUGAGCUGGAGAGCAAGUGCAAACAGGUUUAUGAGUUUGUUUCCAAUAAGCCAGGAACCUGUGUGAAGGUUCUGACCCUGGAGCCUCACAGCUGUCAGCAUCAGGAGGAUAUGGCACAGCUAGCAGACUGUGCGCUACCCGCCGAGUUAAGGGUGGGAUUUGGCGAGCUUCCAUUUGAUAGAACUGACAACUUCCCUAGCUACCCUGACAUCUGCUUCCGGGUUGAAGGAUAUGACUUCCUGUGUCAUAAGGCAUUUUUCUGUGGGCGCAGUGAUUAUUUCAAGGCCCUGCUGGAGGACCACUUCAGUGAGGGAGAGAUGCUGCUGUCUCAGCCCAGCACCCCGGUCCUCACCCUCCACAACAUCUCCCACCAGAUUUUCAUUCGCCUUAUCUACUACAUCUACAGCGACGACACAGAGCUGUCCCCAGAGAAUGUGUUUGACGUGCUGUGUGUGGCUGAUAUGUAUCUGCUCCCUGGGCUCAAGCGCCUGUGUGGUAAGACGCUGGCCAAGAUGCUGUGCGAUGACAACGUGAUGCACAUGUGGAAGACAGCCAAGCUCUUCAGACUUUCCCGCCUGGAAGACCAGUGCACAGAGUACAUGGCCAAGAUCAUAGAGAAGCUGGUGGAGCAGCCUGAGUUUGCAGAUAUGAUCAAGGAGGAUGCUGGGGCGGUGGAGGACCGCCAUGAGACGGACUCAAUCCCUCUGGUGGACGACAUCCGCUUUCACAUCACCAGCAACGUCCAGACCUUCAGCGCCAUCGAGGAGGCCAACGUAAAGCUGGAAGCGCUGGAGCAGCUUCUCUCUACCAUCGGCCUGGAAUGCUAAUGAGUAGGUGUAGUGGUGCUAGGGAUCGUACUGGAUUAGCUAGCUGCUAGCUAUGACCAGUGGCAAGAAGGAUUUGUUUGGGACUGUUGGACGUUAGGAAGGUCAUAUGUGUGGUGGCAUUAAACAGCUUUGCCAUUACAUACACAACUAUAGCCGUUUGUUUUACCAGCAAUGUGCACUGCACAGCUUCAAAUAACUUAAAUUCUCCAAUCUUCUAGGUCAGUGAUGUCCCUUGGACUAUACUUUCAGGGCUUUAGCCCCAAAUUAUUUUGGAUGAGCUCCUAAAUGUUUUCGCUGCAGCAAUGGUGUAAAUUAAUUGUUGGUUUAUUUAUUAGUUUAUUCAGGCACCAAAAUCUUUAUCAGUUAUCAUGAAUAUAAAGCAAUUGCUGUGUAGGGCUAAGUGUUUUCACUUAAUGUUGGUCUUAUAAUUUCAGCACCAUUAGGAUAUUAAAAAUGCAUUAUGCUGCUUUGGGACGAACACUGGUAAGUGUUUAAGUAUACCUAUUAUGGGACACGUUUAGGUGCGUGUUUGCUAUAUCAUUAAACUGGUUUGCCUAUUUAUUUGCAGGAAAGAUUUAGAAUAUUUUGCUACCAUUAAUUAUUGAGACCUAGGCUACUGGCAAUGACAUGACAAUGUCAGACAAUCAAUGGGCAAAAUGUGAUUUUUUUAAACUAGAUCUCCAUCUUUAGCCUAUGUCGAUAUAUUAAUCAAAAUAGGCUAAUGGCUUCAGUAAGCCUGAAAAUUGGCUGUUGACAUCAGUUAGUUUAUUUUAGACAACUUGCUGAUUAUUUUGAUAUGCUUUUAGCAUCCUAACAGUAGGACAACGUACAAAGAACCUCAUGGGGUUACUGAGCACCACAUUUUAUUGAAUUAGUAUUACUGUAAUUAGGGUUUAUUACGCUGUGCUAUUCUAUAACACCUUUAGUAUCAGGAUACUGGAGGUCUUAUAGAAUAUAUUGCAGAACAUUUGCCUAAUAAUAUAAUUGUUCCUGUAUGUACAUAAAUAAAUGAAAUAAUAUGUAAGAAAACAGCACUAUUUUGGCACGGAGAAUUAAUCUUCAUUUAAAUAAGUUUUAUAAAGCCCAAGGUUUUUGGGGCUGAGCCCGGAAUGUUAUGAACAUCUGGUGAUGUUCCUGUUCUCGGCUCAACCAGGUGGUGGUUGAAUAAUAUUGAAGUAGAUAAUGCUCCAGUGCAUGUGUGAGAUACAUUUAAGUAUUGGCCUACAAUGUCAAGGAUGUGGCCUGGGGUUGCCUAGAUGUCUUCGCUCCUUUCUCUGGUGCACAUGAACUGCUGUGGUGUGGGUUUCAAUCUGACCCACUGCUCUUACAGCAAAAACUCUCCUCCUUGCAGAACCUCCCUGUACAUAAAGCAUAAAUAUAUAUUAAAAAAGAAAAAGAAUGUGAAAGAGAACUCUGUUGGGACUGAAUGCUUCAAGCUGCUUGUGAGUACCUUGGCCAGGCUAGAGUUGGGUUACAUUUGUUAGAGGAUGUUGAGGUUGAUGAUGCAUUUUAUGCAAACAAAUUUUACAGUGAGUGAUGUAUGGACUCUGGUUUGUUAUAUUUACUUUUAAUUUGGUGUUUUAUUUUAAAGCAAUGCACUUUUUACAGAAAACAGUACCGUUUUCUACAGUUCAACGAAGGUUACAGGGACGACCAGACAUCAGACCACAUUAUAGAUAUAUUGUAGGUAUAUCAAAGUAGAUAAUGUUUCAUGUAGCUAUUAAAGCACAAUUCCAUGUGUGUGAAAAACCAUAUUAUCAAAAUGUAUCUGGUUUUAAAACUAUAUGUUACUCUGUAGAUUUUCUGAACAGCAGCAAAAUCUUUUCCUGGUGGAAUUUAUUGUGUUGUUUUAGUGGCUUACCUUUUAUAUGAGACAAGGCAAUCGGUUUGUAUUUGACCCAGAGUAUGAUCUAGGUCUAAGCACAUGUUGAUUACUCUGGUUGGGUGGAUUUUAUUUUGAUUUUAGGAAUAGGGAAAACAUAGUAACAUGGCUAUGGUUCAAACAAAUGAUAAUAGUUUAACCCUAUUUUGUAAUAUAUGAACAUUUAUUAAAUCCAUUAUACAGACUCUUGAUGUAAACUCAGAAUUUAGGUAUAAUUACCCCUACAGUACCUUUAGAAAGAAUAUACAAUCCAUGAUUUAUUUAGCUAGAGCCUGGAGUUAGCAGCAUAUUAGUAUAGUCAUAUUUCAUUAGUGUAAACAAACAAACUGAUGUUAGCAAAGCUUCAAUGCAGACAGCAACUUCCUAAUAUAGUCUUGCCUUUUAAUGUCAGGCCCUGCAAUAAUGUAUUAAUCAUGAGUAACGUCAUUUCUUUAGAUUUAUGAUUUAGUUUUGAGUUUCAAGACCCAUUGGACGAGUCUUUAUAUGGCAUUUUAAACAGCUUUCCCAGUAAAACAACUCUACAAUAAAUGGAGUCAUGCGUAAUUCCAUUUAUUAAAAAAUAAAAUACUGAAUGAU
This is a messenger RNA of Esox lucius (northern pike), 4096 nucleotides long. It is a transcript of the gene abtb1, whose product is annotated as ankyrin repeat and BTB (POZ) domain containing 1. The record is from RefSeq and is a predicted model, not a curated record. Lineage: Eukaryota; Metazoa; Chordata; Actinopteri; Esociformes; Esocidae. The coding region runs from base 208 to 1638 and encodes 476 amino acids. Gene Ontology annotation, cellular component: cytoplasm; ubiquitin ligase complex. The transcript is spliced from 12 exons. Gene Ontology annotation, molecular function: protein binding.